This is a messenger RNA of Lycium ferocissimum, 1630 nucleotides long. RefSeq lists its product as uncharacterized. Bases 533 to 1342 code for a protein of 269 amino acids. NCBI's taxonomy places the organism in Eukaryota, Viridiplantae, Streptophyta, Magnoliopsida, Solanales, Solanaceae. The transcript has 5 exons. The record is from RefSeq and is a predicted model, not a curated record.
GGAAAUGGAAUGACAAAAGAGCAUUCAUUAAUUUGGAUUUCCUUCCCUCUCUCUCCAUUUUUACAAAAACACUUUUUAAAUUGGUUCAAGAAUUUGUUGGGUUUGUACUAAUAUUGUAAACUGUCUCAAAGUUAACAUUUUUUUUUUUCAAUAAAUUGAUUCAACACUUAGUUGGGUUUGUGAAAUUAUUUUAAAUUAUGAAGAAAUUGGCUCAAUAAUUUGUUGGGUUUUUGAAAUUAUUAUUAAUUUGUCGACAAAAUUAAUCUUUGUUAAGAAAUUGGUUCAAAAAUUUGUUGGAUUUGUUAAAUCAUUACAAAUUUGUCGAAAAAAAAAAUUAAUCUUUUUGUUUCAAGACUUUGUUGGGUUUGUGAAAUUAUUACAAAAUUUUCCCAAAAAUUUAAUCUUUGUGAAGAAAUUAGUUAAAUAAUUUGUUGGGUUUGUGAAAAUUAUUACAAAAAAAAUUUCGAAAAAUUAAUCUUUGUGAAGAAAUUGGUUAAAUAAUUUGUUGGGUUUUUAAAAUAAUUAUUGUUUAAUGGAGGGAGAGGUUGGAACAUCAUCUGCAAUGGCAACUACUAGUUUGAAAACUGAAAUUAAUGUUAAUGGCAUUUCUGUAAUUAAAUCAGCAAAGUUUCCAUUGUCGUUUUGGGAGAUUUGUAUAGCAAGUGGUGUCGUUUUGAGUUUCAUAUUGGGUCUUGUUUGUGUGUAUUUAACUAUGCCUGCUUCAGAUUACAGUUUUCUUAAGCUUCCUAGAACUCUUCAAGAUCUUCAAAUACUAAAGGAUCACUUGGAAGAUUAUACAAGUGACUACACUGUUCAAGUUCUCGUGGGGUACUGUUCGGUCUACAUUUUUAUGCAGACAUUUAUGAUACCCGGAACUAUUUUCAUGUCGCUGCUUGCUGGUUCUCUCUUUGGAAUUUUCAAAGGCGUAGCGCUAGUCGUUUUCACUGCGACUACUGGUGCAUCUUCUUGCUAUUUUCUAUCCAAAUUGAUUGGGAGGCCCCUUGUGUUUUCACUCUGGCCUGAUAAGUUAACAUUCUUCCAGGCUCAGGUGGCUAAAAGACGGGAGCGGCUGCUGAACUACAUGCUGUUCUUGAGAGUCACACCGACACUGCCAAAUACAUUUAUCAACGUUGCUUCGCCAAUUGUGGAUGUGCCUUACCAUAUAUUCCUCUUGGGAACUAUCGUCGGGGUCAUUCCUGCCACCUACGUGACUGUCAGGGCUGGAUUAGCUCUUGGUGAGUUACAAUCAGUUGGUGAUCUUUAUGACUUCAACUCUAUAGCCACCCUAUUCCUUAUUGGUCUUGUAUCUGUUACCCCCACAUUGAUUGGCAGCAAGUGCUAAUUGAAGCACAGUGAACUGCCUUUGCUUCCCUUAUUAUUUGCAGUGGCCGAUCCAGAAUACAAUCUGCGAGUUCCGCUUCUCACUCAAAUCUUAUGUAUACAGGGUUAAGUGUGUGUCUAUAUAUAUAUAUAUCAAAAUCUGCAUUUUCAACUUAGAACCUACGACGUCUAAAUGCUGGAUCCACAUACAGAUUAGCAUCGGUCAAGUGGAAUGUGCCCUUAAAUCUCGAUUCUCGAAAGUUUAUGGCCUUGGAUUCAAGCUAACGUCGACUAUUGGAUCACCUGUACA